GCCCGGUAACCGCCCCGUCAGCGCCGCUCACGUCACGUGAUGCGUUGCCGGUAUCAUGGCGCUGCGAUCGCUGCUCUUUUGGUGUAUCGGCUUGGGGUUCCUGAGCCUCGGCCUCGACCCACGUCCCCUGGACGCUUCUCCUGCCCCGGUAUCGGACACAUUCCACAGCCUUGGCGCCCGGUUCGGCCGGGCCAACAUCACCUGCUGGACUUGCAGAACGCUCGUCACCGCCCUGGACUUCGCUUUGCAGCUGCAGACCGGUACAGAUGAGGUGGGGUUUGUGGCCACAGAGCUGUGUAUUCACCUGAAGCUCGCGCCCCAGAACAUCUGUGCCCAAGCCAUCAAACUCUUUCAACACGAUGUGAUCAGUGCUUGGGUCAAUUCCAUCCUGAAGCCGUCAGAGAUCUGUGGACUGCUGGUGGGCAGUGAUUGUGGCCACUGGGAUAUCUACUCCGACUGGAGUGUGCCUCUCCCCGGCACUCCGAAGCCUCCUGUUGUCCCUCCGAAACCACCCCACCCAGGAGCACCAGUCACCAGGGUCCUGUUCCUCACCGACAUUCACUGGGACAGAGAUUACACCGAGGGGAGUAACCCAGACUGCAGAGACCCUCUGUGCUGCCGGCCCGGAUCAGGAAGGCCCCUCUCGCACCAGCGGGGUGCCGGCAGGUGGGGGGAGUACAGUAAGUGCGACCUCCCCCUGUGCACCAUCGAGAACCUCCUCCAGCACCUGCAGUCUGAGCACUUCGACGUGGUGUACUGGACUGGUGAUAUCCCAGCCCACAACAUCUGGCAUCAGACCCGGGAAGACCAGGUCCUGGCCCUCAAUACCAUUACUCAGCUCAUCCACCGUUACCUGGGCAACACUACCGUCUACCCAUCCGUUGGCAACCACGAGAGCACGCCAGUCAACAGCUUCCCACCGCCCUUUAUCCACGGCAACGAGUCCUCUGCCUGGCUCUACAGUGCCAUGGUCCAGGCCUGGAAGCCCUGGCUACACCAGAGUGCCCUGGAGACCCUCAGGCGCGGAGGCUUUUACACAGCAAAGGUGCAGCCAGGACUCAGACUCGUCUCCCUCAACAUGAACUUCUGCUCUCAUGAGAACUUCUGGCUGCUGGUGAACUCAACUGAUCCAGCUGACCAGCUGCACUGGUUGGUCAACAUCCUGCAGGAAGCAGAGCAAUGUGGCGAGAAGGUUCACAUCAUCGGCCACAUCCCCCCCGGCCUCUGCAUGAAGGUCUGGAGUUGGAAUUACUAUCGCAUUGUUAACAGGUACGAGGGGACCAUCGCCGCCCAGUUUUUCGGCCACACCCAUGUUGAUGAGUUUGAGGUGUUUUACGAUGAGGAGACCUUGAGCCGUCCGCUCUCUGUAGUGUUCAUCGCCCCGAGUGUCACCACCUACAUCAACCUCAACCCCGGGUAUCGGAUUUAUCAGGUUGACGGCAAUUACCUGGGGAGUUCGCGAUCGGUGCUGGAUCACGAGACUUACAUCCUGAACCUGACGCGGGCCAACGCGAGUGGGCGUCCCAGCUGGACUCUCCUGUAUCGACUGCGGGAGGCCUAUGGCAUGGACUGGGCCUUCCCCGCUGACUUCGAUAACCUCAUCACUCGCUUCCAGAAGGACGAGCACCUCUUCCGGCUGUACUGGUUCCUGUACCACAAGGGCCACACUGCAGAGCUGUGCAGGGACGCCUGCAAGACCGCCACCAUUUGUGCCCUGCGCACUGGCCGAUCAGACGAUCCCGAACUUUGCCGGGAUCUGCUUGAGGAGCUGGAGUAUGGACAGAUUCAGAGGGCCUGGAAGCUUCGGCGAAUGUGCUGAACCCUGUCAGUCCAACCAGUGAACCUCAGGACCAGCCAGCCUCCAACCAUAUGUACAAUAACAGGGGCAGGAGCGAGGAGAGCGGGCAGGGGAGAGGCAGCAGGCGUCCGGGCACUGGGCUCCAAGCUCUUGCGGUUCCGGGGAUGGUGAUGGUGGAAAAUGGGGGAUGAACAGAUACUUAACAUCUAUGAAACACACAACCAGUGUGUUGAUGAGACAAAGCAUCCUGCGGUCCAUUCACCCCCACCCAUACCCACAUCCCUCUGCACCCAGACCAGCUUCAUCCCCACGCCUUGGCACCCAACUAGCCUCUCCCCACAAACUCUUCUGUCUUCCCCCUGCACCCAGAUCAGUCUCUCUUCCCCCCGUGUCUCCCUUUCUUAUCCCCUGCACCCAGAUCAGUCUCUCCUCCCCCCCGUGUCUCCCUUUCUUACCCUCUGCACCCAGAUCAGCCUCUUCCUGCUACCCACUCUUCGUCUUCGGCCUUCACCCCACUUACCUCUCUCGCCUCAGCCUCGCUCCGUUGAAGGGAUCGGUUCCACCGGGUUCCCCUGCGGUGAUUGUCCGUGCAUUGGUCCCAGGCUCAGGGACAGUGCAGAGGGUGGGAGGUGUUUGUUCCCUCGCAUCACCUUCAUCAGGAUCAGCCCGCUGAUCUGCCCUGAAUUCUGCAGGCCAGAGGGAACUUUUUGUACGUGAGACAGUUCCAGAUUUUCACUCCUCUGUGUGUAGGUGUGAAGAUCAGAAUAGCUGAACUGUCCUGUCAGAAACAUCUCUCACUGCAGAACUUGCAGAUGUUCUGAGAGUGGAGCUGAGGUGACCUAGCUGUGUGUGAUGGGAUGCUGUAGAAGGAACUUCACUCCAUGUGUGACCCCGGGAGUGUGUGAUGGGAUGGUGUGGAGGGAGCUUCACUCUGUGUCUGACCCCGGGGAUGUGUGAUGGGAUAGUGUGGAGGGAGCUUCACUCUGUGUCUGACCCCGGAAGUGUGUGGAGGGAGAUUCUCUCUGUGUCUGACCCCGGGAGUGUGUGAUGGGAUGGUGUAGAGGGAGCUUCACUCUGUGUCUGACCCCGGGAGUGUGUGAUGGGACGGUGUGGAGGGAGCUUCACUCUGUGUCUGACCCCGGGAGUGUGUGAUGGGACGGUGUGGAGGGAGCUUCACUCUGUGUCUGACCCCGGGAGUGUGUGAUGGGAGGGUGUGGAGGGAGCUUCACUCUGUGUCUGACCCCGGGAGUGUGUGAUGGGACGGUGUGGAGGGAGAUUCUCUGUGUCUGAUCCCGGGAGUGUGUGAUGGGACAGUGUGAAGAGAGCUUCACUCUGUGUCUGACCCCGGGAGUGUGUGAUGGGACGGUGUGGAGGGAGAUUCUCUCUGUGUCUGACCCCGGGAGUGUGUGAUGGGACAGUGUGGAGGGAGUUUCACUCUGUGUCUGACCCCGAGAGUGUGUGAUGGGACGGUGUGGAGGGAGAUUCACUCUGUGUCUGACCCCGGGAGUGUGUGAUGGGACGGUGUGGAGGGAGAUUCACUCUGUGUCUGACCCCGGGAGUGUGUGAUGGGACGGUGUGGAGGGAGAUUCUCUCUGUUUGACCCCGGGAGUGUGUGAUGGGACGGUGCGGAGGGAGAUUCUCUCUGUGUCUGACCCCGGGAGUGUGUGAUGGGACGGUGUGGAGGGAGCUUCACUCUGUGUCUGACCCCGGGAGUGUGUGAUGGGACGGUGUGGAGGGAGCUUCACUCUGUGUCUGAUCCCGGGAGUGUGUGAUGGGACGGUGUGGAGGGAGAUUCUCUCUGUGUCUGACCCCGGGAGUGUGUGAUGGGACGGUGUGGAGGGAGUUUCACUCUGUGUCUGACCCCGGGAGUGUGUGAUGGGACGGUGUGGAGGGAGAUUCACUCUGUGUCUGACCCCGGGAGUGUGUGAUGGGACGGUGUGGAGGGAGCUUCACUCUGUGUCUGACCCCGGGAGUGUGUGAUGGGACGGUGUGGAGGGAGCUUCACUCUGUGUCUGACCCCGGGAGUGUGUGAUGGGACGGUGUGGAGGGAGCUUCACUCUGUGUCUGACCCCGGGAGUGUGUGAUGGGACGGUGUGGAGGGAGAUUCUCUGUGUCUGAUCCCGGGAGUGUGUGAUGGGACAGUGUGAAGAGAGCUUCACUCUGUGUCUGACCCCGGGAGUGUGUGAUGGGACGGUGUGGAGGGAGAUUCUCUCUGUGUCUGACCCCGGGAGUGUGUGAUGGGACAGUGUGGAGGGAGUUUCACUCUGUGUCUGACCCCGGGAGUGUGUGAUGGGACGGUGUGGAGGGAGAUUCACUCUGUGUCUGACCCCGAGAGUGUGUGAUGGGACGGUGUGGAGGGAGAUUCACUCUGUGUCUGACCCCGGGAGUGUGUGAUGGGACGGUGUGGAGGGAGAUUCACUCUGUGUCUGACCCCGGGAGUGUGUGAUGGGACGGUGUGGAGGGAGAUUCUCUCUGUUUGACCCCGGGAGUGUGUGAUGGGACAGUGUGGAGGGAGAUUCACUCUGUGUCUGACCCCGGAAGUGUGUGGAGGGAGAUUCUCUCUGUGUCUGACCCCGGGAGUGUGUGAUGGGACGGUGUGGAGGGAGCUUCACUCUGUGUCUGACCCCGGGAGUGUGUGAUGGGACGGUGUGGAGGGAGCUUCACUCUGUGUCUGAUCCCGGGAGUGUGUGAUGGGACGGUGUGGAGGGAGAUUCUCUCUGUGUCUGACCCCGGGAGUGUGUGAUGGGACGGUGUGGAGGGAGUUUCACUCUGUGUCUGACCCCGGGAGUGUGUGAUGGGACGGUGUGGAGGGAGAUUCACUCUGUGUCUGACCCCGGGAGUGUGUGAUGGGACGGUGUGGAGGGAGAUUCACUCUGUGUCUGACCCCGGGAGUGUGUGAUGGGACGGUGUGGAGGGAGAUUCACUCUGUGUCUGACCCCGGGAGUGUGUGAUGGGACGGUGUGGAGGGAGAUUCUCUCUGUUUGACCCCGGGAGUGUGUGAUGGGACAGUGUGGAGGGAGAUUCACUCUGUGUCUGACCCCGGGAGUGUGAGAUGGGAGAUUCUCUCUGUGUCUGACCCCGGGAGUGUGUGAUGGGACGGUGCGGAGGGAGAUUCACUCUGUGUCUGACCCCGGGAGUGUGUGAUGGGACGGUGUGGAGGGAGCUUCACUCUGUGUCUGACCCCGGGAGUGUGUGAUGGGACGGUGCGGAGGGAGUUUCACUCUGUGUCUGACCCCAUGAGUGUGUGAUGGGACGGUGUGGAGGGAGAUUCUCUCUGUGUCUGACCCCGGGAGUGUGUGAUGGGACGGUGUGGAGGGAGCUUCACUCUGUGUCUGACCCUGGAGUGUGUGAUGGGACGGUGCGGAGGGAGAUUCUCUCUGUGUCUGACCCCGGGAGUGUGUGAUGGGACGGUGUGGAGGGAGAUUCUCUCUGUGUCUGACCCCGGGAGUGUGUGAUGGGACGGUGUGGAGGGAGCUUCACUCUGUGUCUGACCCUGGAGUGUGUGAUGGGACGGUGUGGAGGGAGUUUCACUCUGUGUCUGACCCCGGGAGUGUGUGAUGGGACGGUGUGGAGGGAGCUUCACACUGUGUCUGACCCCGGGAGUGUGAGAUGGGACGGUGUGGAGGGAGAUUCUCUCUGUGUCUGACCCUGGGAGUGUGUGAUGGGACGGUGUGGAGGGAGCUUCACUCUGUGUCUGACCCUGGAGUGUGUGAUGGGACGGUGUGGAGGGAGUUUCACUCUGUGUCUGACCCCGGGAGUGUGUGAUGGGACGGUGCGGAGGGAGCUUCACUCUGUGUCUGACCCCGGGAGUGUGUGAUGGGACGGUGUGGAGGGAGAUUCUCUCUGUGUCUCACCCCGGGAGUGUGUGAUGGGAUGGUGUGGAGGGAGCUUCACUCUGUGUCUGACCCCGGGAGUGUGUGAUGGGACGGUGCGGAGGGAGCUUCAUUCUGUGUCUGACCCCGGGAGUGUGUGAUGGGACGGUGUGGAGGGAGUUUCACUCUGUGUCUGACCCUGGAGUGUGUGAUGGGACGGUGUAGAGGGAGAUUCUCUCUGUGUCUGACCCCGGGAGUGUGUGAUGGGAUGGUAUGGAGGGAGCUUCACUCUGUGUCUGACCCUGGAGUGUGUGAUGGGACGGUGUGGAGGGAGAUUCACUCUGUCUGACCCUGGAGUAUGUGAUGGGACGGUGCGGAGGGAGAUUCUCUCUGUGUCUGACCCCGGGAGUGUGUGAUGGGACGGUGUGGAGGGAGCUUCACUCUGUGUCUGACCCUGGAGUGUGUGAUGGGACGGUGUGGAGGGAGAUUCUCUCUGUGUCUGACCCCGGGAGUGCGUGAUGGGACGGUGCGGAGGGAGCUUCACUCUGUGUCUGACCCCGGGAGUGUGUGAUGGGACGGUGUGGAGGGAGAUUCACUCUGUGUCUGACCCCGGGAGUGUGUGAUGGGAUGGUGUGGAGGGAGCUUCACUCUGUGUCUGACCCCGGGAGUGUGUGGAGGGAGACUCACUCUGUGUCUGACCCCGGGAGUGUGUGAUGGGACGGUGUGGAGGGAGAUUCUGUCUGUGCUUGACCCCGGGAGUGUGAGAUGGGAUGGUGUGGAGGGAGCUUCACUCUGUGUCUGACCCCGAGAGUGUGUGAUGGGACGGUGUGGAGGGAGCUUCACUCUGUGUCUGACCCCGGGUGUGUGUGAUGGGACGGUGUGGAGGGAGAUUCUGUCUGUGCUUGACCCCGGGAGUGUGAGAUGGGAUGGUGUGGAGGGAGCUUCACUCUGUGUCUGACCCCGAGAGUGUGUGAUGGGACGGUGCGGAGGGAGAUUCACUCUGUGUCUGACCCCGGGAGUGUGUGAUGGGACGGUGUGGAGGGAGCUUCACUCUGUGUCUGGCCCUGGGAGUGUGUGAUGGGACGGUGCGGAGGGAGUUUCACUCUGUGUCUGACCCCGGGAGUGUGUGAUGGGACGGUGUGGAGGGAGAUUCUCUCUGUGUCUGACCCCGGGAGUGUGUGAUGGGACGGUGCGGAGGGAGUUUCACUCUGUGUCUGACCCCGGGAGUGUGUGAUGGGAUGGUGUGGAGGGAGCUUCACACUGUGUCUGACCCCGGGAGUGUGUGAUGGGACGGUGUGGAGGGAGAUUCUCUCUGUGUCUGACCCCGGGAGUGUGUGAUGGGACGGUGUAGAGGGAGAUUCUCUCUGUGUCUGAUCCCGGGAGUGUGUGAUGGGACGGUGUGGAGGGAGAUUCUCUCUGUUUGACCCCGGGUGUGUGUGAUGGGAGAUUCUCUCUGUGUCUGACCCCGGGUGUGUGUGAUGGGACGGUGUGCAGGGAGAUUCACUCUGUCUGUCCCCGGGUGUGUGUGAUGGGACGGUGUGGAGGGAGAUUCACUCUGUGUCUGACUCCGGGAGUGUGUGAUGGGUCGGUGUGGAGGGAGAUUCACUCAGUGUCUGACCCCGGGAGUGUGUGAUGGGACAGUGUGGAGGGAGAUUCACUCAGUGUCUGACCCCGGGAGUGUGUGAUGGGACGGUGUGGAGGGAGAUUCUCUCUGUUUGACCCCGGGAGUGUGUGAUGGGAGAUUCUCUCUGUGUCUGACCGCGGGAGUGUGUGAUGGGACGGUGUGCAGGGAGAUUCACUCUGUCUGUGCCCGGGUGUGUGUGAUGGGACGGUGUGGAGGGAGAUUCACUCUGUGUCUGACUCUGGGAGUGUGUGAUGGGUCGGUCUGGAGGGAGAUUCACUCAGUGUCUGACCCCGGGAGUGUGUGAUGGGACGGUGUGGAGGGAGAUUCUCUCUGUUUGACCCCGGGAGUGUGUGAUGGGAGAUUCUCUCUGUGUCUGACCGCGGGAGUGUGUGAUGAGACGGUGUGGAGGGAGAUUCUCUCUGUGUCUGAUCCCGGGAGUGUGUGAUGGGAGAUUCUCUCUGUGUCUGACCCCGGGAGUGUGUGAUGGGACGGUGUGGAGGGAGAUUCUCUCUGUUUGACCUGUGCAGUUCCUACGCUGCUGUGUGUUCCUUUGUUAUACAUGUGUGGUAACUCUGUUCUACCUGCACUAAUGUAUUUCACUUUAAUGAACUUGAAUUUGUGCCAAUAAUUUCAGAUUGAAGCCUUGAACCGUAAUUGUGAAUGUUUGAGUGAUAAUCUGAUGAAAUCGAGUGCAGUGAUGAUUAUACUGAUGAAAUGGUGUGUUUUCCAGACUGAUGCAAUAAACACUCAUUA
This is a messenger RNA of Mobula hypostoma (lesser devil ray), 7987 nucleotides long. It is a transcript of the gene smpd1, whose product is annotated as sphingomyelin phosphodiesterase 1. The transcript is spliced from 6 exons. NCBI's taxonomy places the organism in Eukaryota, Metazoa, Chordata, Chondrichthyes, Myliobatiformes, Myliobatidae. Gene Ontology annotation, cellular component: lysosome. Gene Ontology annotation, biological process: ceramide biosynthetic process; sphingomyelin catabolic process. Gene Ontology annotation, molecular function: acid sphingomyelin phosphodiesterase activity. The coding region runs from base 56 to 1819 and encodes 587 amino acids. The record is from RefSeq and is a predicted model, not a curated record.